This is a messenger RNA of Colletotrichum fioriniae, 2061 nucleotides long. NCBI's taxonomy places the organism in Eukaryota, Fungi, Ascomycota, Sordariomycetes, Glomerellales, Glomerellaceae. The record is from RefSeq and is a predicted model, not a curated record.
AUGAGUGCUGAAGAAGACCAAGAACCUCAAUUCAGGCAGGAAGACCAUCAGGCUGCCUUCAUCUUCCGGCCCCCUGGUGAGGAAGCUAGAGUGGACCGACCCGCCAAACGGCGCCGUUUGUCCAACAAGGCUGUUGUCGAAAAGGCGACUAUCGCAACCUCUUCCUCGUUUGUGCCUCUAUUGAACGGCGAAGAGCUGCCCGAGUGCGUAGCGCUCCGCGAGAAGCAAUUCCAAACGAGCUGGGACCGGCUUGAGUCCAAAGCCCAUUCUGGUUCACAGAGCAAAAUCCCGACUGCCUUUAUCAUCACAGGCCCGAACAUCUCAUCUCAGGACCUAUUGUUUGAACAAUUGUCUGAAACACUUGAGGAGAACACGCGGAGCAAGUUCGUCAGGCUCAAGUCAUCGGAAGCGUCCAAUUUGAAGGCUGCUCUCAAGAAGAUCAUUGAGGAUGCCACGUCCCGAGGAUCUCCAGAUGACGACGAUGUCGAAAUUGCAUCCGGACAAGAUGGCCGGAAGUAUCUAAACUACGACCUCGAGGGUCUGUACGCGUUCUCAACAGCACAGAAAUGCGAUCACAUUUUUGUCUCUUUCCAGGAUAGCGAAGGAUUCGACAGCGCUCUUCUUUCCGAUUUGAUCAUCCUCUUCAAUUCCUGGAGACCCAAGAUCCCAUUCACGCUUUUAUUUGGCAUCGCAACAUCAGUAGAACUGCUGCAGGCACGAUUACUCAAAUCCGCUUGCCAACAUCUUUAUGGUGCUCAGUUCGACGUUGUACAAACUGGAGCAAUUUUGGAACAGAUCUUCAAGCCGGCCAUUGCGGGAUCGGACGCUGCUCUGACUUUGGGAGAGAAUUUGUUGCAGAGUUUCGUGGAAAGACAGCAAGACCAGGUCGCCAGCAUUCAGUCUUUUAUCGCAUCAAUCAAGUACGCGUACAUGUGCCACUUUUAUGCAAAUCCGUUGAGUGUCUUUGCUGUGGAAGACGAUGAAAUGAACAGCGAACUGGUUCAGGACGUACAUAUCGAGUCAAUCCGGUCGCUUCCUUCAUUUCGGCGCGAGGUUGAGAAGGCCGUUGAAGCGAAGGAUCUGAGAUUAGCGAGGUCUUUGUUGGAGGACGAUGACCUGCUGCGCGAAAAGAUUUUCGACAUUCCAGAGAAAAAACGGGAAUGGGUCACCCGCCUUCUCCGCUCGCUCAAGCUCGUCCAGGCAACGGGAGUCGUUCAAGAUAACUUUUCCUCAAUGUACAUGAAAGCAGUGGCCGAGGGAAUUUCCCCUUCGUCCGAUGGCUGGGACAUUGUCGAAAGCAUCAAGCGGAUGCAACCGGAUGACUUUGUCUCGAUGCUGCAACGUGUUCAAGACGCCGUGGCCAGCGGAGAUGCCCAGCUGUGUCUCACCGGAUGGGAGUCCGAGGCCGGGGACCUCCCUUCUGUUGUAGAAAGCCUUCUCCGCGACUCAAAGGGGCUGCUCGGUAGAGCGAAAGAGGACGGUAGCACUUUGCGGAGCGCUUAUAGUGGCCACAGCCGAGUCCUUCGCACCACCGUUGUUGCGCAAAAGGUGCAGCUCAGCCACGAUUCGGCAGCCCUUUCCGAAGACGAUAAAGCCUUCACCGAAAUCGUGGACCGUGUCGGGGAAGUAUUCCAAGACGUCAUACACUGCGAACCGGCCGCAGAGAUUUUCCUGCACGAGACAUGGCUCUACGAUUCCAAGACACCGUACCGCGACGUUUUCGUACCCCGACCCCAGGAUGUCUUUGAGCGGAGCCUGAAGCGACCGCAAGACUACCUCGCAUGUUCGUGCUGCAGCACCGACGAGGGCAUCUCCACGACGAUGCCCGUCACGUCGCUGUUGUAUCAUUUGUAUUUGGAGACUGGUAACCUCAUCAACGUCGCAGAUCUAUGGGCCGCCUUCUACGCCAUGGUUGCCGGCGAUACAGAGAGCGAAGGGAACGCCGACGAGCGGGGGGCGCUGGUAUCCUUUUACCGGGGCCUGGCGGAGCUAAAAGCACUCGGCUUUGUCAAGAUGAGCAGGAAGAAGACGGACCACAUUGCCAAGCUCAAGUGGCUUUAG